AUGGCUUCGAUCGCCUCUUUCUCUUUCUCACCACCGGCGAUACCGAAACAGACACUUUCCGAUUCUCAUCUCCCCGCGAAAUCGCGGUGCUUCAAUUGUCAAUUACGGUCUUCUCGUUCAUCCUUCUCUUCUAUCGAUUCGUCAUCAUCGCUUCUUAGUAACUCUCUAGAUUUUAGACUGCGGCGGAGGAGAAACAGCGGCGAAGUAGCUUGCUCAACGACGCCUUUUAUGGGGAGAGUGGGAUUACAGUGGAGAGAUGGGAACAUGUCUCUGUUAUCUUUCUGUGGAGGAAACGAAUCGAUGGAGAAGACCGAUUCGUCUCAGGUUUUGUCCGCUUUGCUUCCGUUCGUCGUCGCUCUCACCGCCGUCGCUGCUCUCUCAUAUCCAUCGACUUUCACUUGGGUAUCUAAAGAACUCUAUGCUCCUGCUCUUGGAGGGAUCAUGUUAUCUAUUGGAAUCCAGCUUUCGAUUGACGAUUUUGCUCUUGCAUUCAAAAGACCAGUGCCACUGUCUGUUGGGUUUUUUGCUCAGUAUGUUCUGAAACCGCUCUUAGGGGUUUUAGUCGCUAACGCCUUUGGGAUGCCAAGAACCUUUUACGCUGGCUUUGUACUCACCUGUUGUGUGGCAGGUGCUCAAUUAUCUAGCUACGCGAGCUCUCUAAGCAAAGCAGAUAUAGCCAUGAGCAUUCUUCUCACUAGCUGUACAACUAUUGCCUCUGUUCUCUUUACUCCAUUGCUAAGCGGUCUUCUUAUCGGAUCUGUUGUUCCUGUUGACGCAAUCGCAAUGUCCAAGUCCAUACUACAGGUGGUGCUUGUUCCAGUCACACUUGGCCUUGUGUUAAACACUUACGCAAAGCCUGUGGUCACUCUUCUUCGACCCGUGAUGCCUUUCGUUGCUAUGGUAUGCACUUCUUUGUGCAUCGGGAGCCCUCUUUCGAUAAACCGAAGCCAGAUUCUUUCAUCAGAAGGUCUUAGAUUGAUUCUUCCGGUCAUUACAUUCCACGCGGUAGCAUUUGUUGUGGGGUAUUGGUUCUCUAAGAUCCCAGGCUUAAGGCAAGAGGAAGAAGUUAGCCGGACGAUCUCUCUCUGCACCGGAAUGCAGAGCUCGACAUUAGCCGGGCUUCUUGCAAGCCAGUUUCUUGGUAGCAGCCAAGCUGUACCAGCAGCUUGCUCUGUGGUUGUAAUGGCUAUAAUGGGUCUGUGUCUUGCCUCUUUCUGGGGCAAUGGGUUUCGAAUCAGAGAUGUUCUGUCUCUACUAACACUGCAAAGCAGUGGCCAUACCGUUGAAUCAUGA
Thlaspi arvense is the source of this 1293-nucleotide messenger RNA. The record is from the annotation of a GenBank genome assembly. NCBI's taxonomy places the organism in Eukaryota, Viridiplantae, Streptophyta, Magnoliopsida, Brassicales, Brassicaceae.